GUACGGCAAGUCAUUGCUAGUUAUGAACAGUGUUAAUAAGCUACAGAUUCUACUAUGUAUCAUCUCCGGAAUAUGUCUUGCCAGUAUGUAUAUAAAUGCACAGUCUAUAUUCUAUACUGACCAUCAGUGAUCCAUUAUGGACUGGGACAGGACACAGCCCAUCUUUCUUCUCACAACGCCCUCAUGGUCCGCAAGGUAUCUAGAUACUCAUACUCUUAUCAAUUCCAUUCAGGUUAUAUUUCUGCUCUUAACGUCUUACAGCUCCUCUACAUCUUCGAGAUCUUCUACGUGCUCAACCUGCUCCUCAUCAAACUCUCCAUCCUGGCGCUGUACCGCCGCAUCUUCACCGACGUGUCUCGCUUCUUCCGGAUCGGCGCUCUCAUCUGCGCCAGUGUCGCCCUCGCCUGGGCGCUGGCGUUUAUCCCCGCGGCCAUCUUUCAGUGCACGCCCGUCGCCAAGGCAUGGGAAGCCGUCGAUCGCGAACAGGGACCAGGACACUGCAUCCAGCUGAAGAUCGGCUUCUACUGUGUUGCUCUGCCCAAUAUCCUGACCGAUCUUGCUAUCCUUGCCUUACCGGUGCGGAUCUGUUGGCAGCUCCACGGCAGCAUUCUGUACCGCCUAUCCAUCAUUAGUAUUUUUCUCCUCGGUGCUUUUGUCGUCGGAGUCAGUCUCUAUCGGUUCACUACUCUAUUCGCAUAUUCCACUCGAAACGUAUCAGGAACCAUCGCGCCAGCGACGGUCUGGUCGGUGAUUGAAUGCGCGGUGGCCAUCAUCUGCGCCUCGCUGCCCACAUUGAUGCCCCUGGUCCGUCUCUUGUCCUGCCGUGGCCGUCGUCUGUCUCACUCGAGUGCAGAGAGCAGCCAGCGUCGAGGGUUUUGCAGAAAGCAGACUUCAUAAGAAUAGGAUAGGAUUGAAUUAGAAUUGAGAAUUGAGAUAAUUAUGCUACUAGUUCAAGGCAUAUGGAGGUAGAUCUGCAGGAGGGAAACAUCUGUCAUACGCGUUGGCGUCGUUCCCCCACCACGAGGGGAAGCUGAGGUUGGG
Messenger RNA from Penicilliopsis zonata CBS 506.65, 1041 nucleotides. RefSeq lists its product as hypothetical. NCBI's taxonomy places the organism in Eukaryota, Fungi, Ascomycota, Eurotiomycetes, Eurotiales, Aspergillaceae. The coding region runs from base 184 to 897 and encodes 237 amino acids. The record is from RefSeq and is a predicted model, not a curated record. The transcript is spliced from 3 exons.